Molecule: messenger RNA, 4711 nt
Organism: Maylandia zebra (zebra mbuna)
Lineage: Eukaryota; Metazoa; Chordata; Actinopteri; Cichliformes; Cichlidae
Product: TSC22 domain family protein 2
Biological process (GO): regulation of transcription by RNA polymerase II
Source: RefSeq, a predicted model, not a curated record
UCGCACACAACAUAGCCAUCUUGUCAGGAGUGACUGAGUGAGGGAGGCAACUGUAGACGCUGUUUAGAAUAUCAUUUGGGGGUUUUUUAUUAACGCGUCAUAUUUAAGAGCCCCUUUCUCCCUCAACCGUAGUCAGCGACGGAGUGAGUGUCGACAACGAAUGACUUUGAGCUGGUGAAGCGAGAGGCUACGCAGCGCCGCUUUCAGAAGGAUGUCUCACAUACUUAUUCCGACGUAGGGGGAGUGUGCAGCAGCCAGUUGGCUUGAAUUGUUAGCUAGCUCAGUGAGUGGAGGGCUACGGGCCCUCCUCAGCUUAAAGUAGCCCCUACAGCUGGGCAGCCCACUCUGCGACAACGGCCGCUCGACAACUGGACAACCGGGACAUUAGCGGGCCGAAAGCCGCGGAUCGGUCACCGCACGGGCUGUUGGUAAUCGUGUCUGAAGCCCUGCUGCUGGACAAGACGACACGAAGUGUGGCAUUGCGUUAUGAGCUCUUGAAACGCAACAGGAGUCCGAGAGAGGAAGAGGAUGGCGCAGAUACAUCUUGAUUACAGUUAGGUAGGCUAAAAAGAAAACUAGCUCCAGGUCUGCUGCUUAUUAUGCUCUAAGCUUUUAAAAGCUGCAGCCAGCUCGCCCCUUUUUGACUGAGGAUAAACAUAGCCAUACGGGACUUGGAUUCAGGCUGUCAAUAUGUCGAAAAUGCCGGCCAAGAAAAAGAGCUGCUUUCAGAUCACAAGUGUGACUCAGGCCCAGGUGGCGGCUGUAGGUGCCGCCGACGACACGGAGAGUCUGGACGAUCCAGACGAGUCACGGACUGAGGACGUGUCGUCGGAAAUCUACGACAUGCCACGGGCUGAUUAUGAGCCUGCGUGUGACAUAAGUUCAUCCGAAGAAGCUCUGAAUAAUGUUGUGGAGCCAGAGGCGGUCGGAGUGAUGCCACCAUCAAGCGUACCUCAUGCCAGUCAGCUGUCAGCGCUGUCAAGCAACCCCUCUGGGGAUUUCAGAAAAGUGGGAGUGUCUGGUUCGAGUCAAGGUGGUCAGCAAGCACCGGGGAUUGGCGCUGGGGCUGGUUUACCCCUUAUCACUCAGGCUGGGCCAGUGCAGCAGCAGCAGCCUGCUUCUGCAGCCAGCGCUGGGCCAGCGAGUGCGUCAGUGAACACAUCCCAACCUGCUGCAGUGCCCAGUUCAGCUCCACCUCCUGCCACCUCCACGAUGAGUUGCUCCUCGCGGUUCAGGGUCAUUAAACUUGAUCAUGGUACUGGAGAACCGUUUCGGCGAGGCAGGUGGACGUGCACGGAGUUUUAUGAGAAGGACUCUGAGAGCUCUGUUGUUGGUCGGACUGUGGAUAGCAUGAGACAUGCCAACACAGCACUGGACCCUGCUGCAGACAGAGACAGUGGGCUCGGGCUUACAGGAGGAUCUGCCGCAACCUCAACAACGCCCUCGAGUCAUGGCUUGGGCUCCAUGGCGGACUCUUCUCUCUCUUCUAGUCGUGUGCACUCGGUGGAGGCGCAGCCACCGCAGCAGCAAAUCCACCAUCAAAACUACAGCGCCCGCCAACAAGGUGUGAGUGGGUCGGUCACGCACAGUUCUUUCUCCAGGCCUACGGCUGUUCCGGCUCAGCCAGCAGUGGCAGGUCUGCAGCCUCUUGUUCCACAGAACCUGCUGCCUGUCGAGCAAAACGGCCCACCUCAAUCCGGUGUCCUCAUACAGAAGUCUCCCAUCAUGCCUCUCUCUGUCCAACCAAGUCCUUACCCUCCUCAGCAGCAGCAGCAGCAGCAACAACAGCUUCCUGUGGGCCAGCACCUGGCCGGCCAAUCACCUGGACUGAUGCAGAACCAGGCAGAGUACUAUCAGCAGCACCACUCUGCACCCCUGCCACCAGGGCUUGCCUCAGGCCAGCCCCACCCAGUGUCCAGCCAGGGACAAGGACCCACUUCGGUGAUGCCUACAGCCUCUGGAGGGGCAUCUGCGCCAAGUCAGGCUGUAGAUGUUCUUGGAGCAGCAGUAGGAGGAGUACUUCUACCUGCUGGACAGCCAGCUCCAACUGUCUUGCAGCAGCAGACUGUAGGGAUGGGAGCUGCUGGAGGCCCCGUAUUGGUUGGUGGAUCUGCUCUGAAGCAGCAGACUGUGAAUCUUUAUGCCACCGCUGGACAGCCUCAACCCCACGGCCACCCUCCAUCCUCUGGUGUACAAAACGUGCCUGCCAUUGCAGUGAGUUCCAGUGUGCCCCCCACUGUGCCCACUGUUGUGCCCAGUGCCUCCAGUGCAGCAAAGCCAAAUGUGACAACCCCGAGUUUGCCUCCAGGUCAGAUAGCCCACAGCAACACUGCAGGGGCUUUGGGGCCACAGGGCCUCCCAGUGACUGCAUUUGGUCAGGUGGAAGCUGGUGGUGGGAGGAAGUCAGAUGGAAUCAUCAACAUACAGUCUCCAGUUGUCUCUGUGAAGGAACCAGCUAAGCCCUUCAUGCCUGAGAGCCUGCAGCUCACCACUCCGACUGUCAACAGCAUAUUUGCAAUCCACAUACCUGUCGACGGGGAGGAGGACAGGAAUCCCUCCAAGGCUUUCUACCAGGCCUUCCAGUCUGGCAGCAGAUUAAGAGACUCAAAGGCGCACAUUGAUAGUGCCUCUGGAACCAAUGUUGUUGCCAUUGAUAAUAAAAUUGAACAGGCUAUGGACCUGGUGAAAAGCCAUCUGAUGUAUGCAGUGCGCGAAGAGGUGGAGGUCUUAAAGGAGCAGAUCAAGGAGCUGUACGAGAGGAACUCUGUGUUGGAGAGGGAGAACGCCGUGCUGAAAUCUCUGGCCAACAGCGAGCAGCUAUCUCAGCUGUCCACCCAGUCGACCAGCAGCUCGGGCGCCGCGGCUUCCCAACCAGGACUCAGCCAGCCUCAGCAGCAAGCCCAGCCGCCGCUUCAAGUUCAGCCUCCAUCGCAGUCGCACCCCCAGCUUCAGCACCACCCCCAACCCCAGCAGCUCCAGACUCAGCCGCAGCUCGAUCCCAGCCAACAACUGCAACCCAACGUCACCUCUGCUUGAAAGCGCAUCAAAAACCAACAAAAGAAAAGCAGAACAGCAUCUUCUCUACAACUUAUUACAAUUAGUGUAUGUGAACUUCUUAGCCACCAGCUUGACCACAAAGAGUACAGUGCUUCUGUGCGAGUGUGAGUGUGUGUGUGUGUGUGUGUGUGUGUGCGAGUGUGAGAGUGUGUGUGUGUGUGUGUCCGAGUGAGGAAGCAAGACUGUGAAUUGGUGUUAGAAUGUGUGCGUGUAUGCAUCUGUACUGUGGGCCUUUCCAGUGUUAAUGCAAUCAUCAAGAGUGCAACAGACGGACUGAGACAAAGUGUUCAGAGUAGAGUCGGGGAAGGUUGAGGGUUUUUUGUUUUGUCUUUUUGGUUCUUUUGUUUUUUCCAUUUUGGCUGUAUUCCCAGAUUGGUUAACAGCUGGGCUUGUAGAGAGGAUGUCUUUUCUUGGACCGGGCCCGAGCCAAACCAACCUGUGACCUGACCCGAAACCAGUAGUUGUUGUUGUGGAAAGCGAGGGGUUUGCCGGACAGACGGGGAGUGAUUGUCAAAAAGAGAGCGAUUAUUUUUUUAAAUGAGAUAAUUGAAGGGGAGGGGUAUUUUUAGCCUUGCCGUUUCAUGUUGUAAAGAAAAAACUGGGAGUGUUUUUUUUUUUUUGUUUUUUUUUUUUUUUUGUUUGUUUUUUUUAUUUGUUUUUUUUAUUUGUCUCCUCCUCCUACUCCUCCUUCCUCGGAGCGCCACGCCGCUGCCGUUACUAAGUCCAACUCUUGCAUCACUCUUUUGAGUUCUACUGUUAAGUGUUUUUAUUUAUUACAGGGCUGCUAUUUUUCAUAAAUGAACAAUUUAAACAACAAAACCUAUUUAACAGGAGCCCAACGACUUGUUUCCUCUCUUGCUUUUUUUCCCCAGUGUUUGAACAGAUUGGCCACACAUCCCAGACAACAGCUUUAUAUAUUUGUGAAAUGCCGACAAACAGAGAAAAAUUCUGACAAAUGUUUAACACUAACCCAGAUUUUUAAGGCUGCAACUGCCAGUUCGUAGCUCAGUCCAGAUCCAGUUUGAGUGUAUAUUUUUGUAUAGCAUGAUGGACUUUUACCCACCGAUAUCAAAUCUUAAGGCCUCCGGUGAAAAUUUGAUAGGCAAAGGUGAAUUAGUAUUGCCACGUCCCCUCACUCACUCACAUUUUAGUUCUCCAUUGGUUUUCCUGAAACGGGGUAGGUGGGUGGGGGCACGGGCACGGUGGCAGUAGUGAAAACAUGUACUUUGUAACCAAAGAUCCAAAGCUGUGUAAAUGUAUUUUGAAAUGCACACACACCUUUUUUCUUUUCUUUUUUUUUUCUUUUUUUCCCUUGGUUCUCAUUUGUUACUUCCUCCUUCACAGAAUAUUUUUGUUGCUGUUCAGCAUGUUCUGCAUGAUCUGUAAUCUUCAAACCACUUUCUUACCUCAUUUUUAUUCAGCACUCUUAUUGUAAGAUAGUCUGUGAACAGUGUAAAUGGGGACGUGGGGGGGGGGUAAUGAUGCGCAACAGCGAGCGGAGUAAAAUAACCUAGUGUUACCGACACUAGUCACAGCAAAAUGAAGUGAGCCAUGUUUUGUUCGUUUAAAUGGUGUUUGAAUUUCAUAUGCCAAUAGUUUUGUUACAUUGCAAAAUUUUAAUGUAUUUAAAUAAAAGCAAUAUUCAGAUUCCAAA